AUGCGCCAGCUAAGGCUCGUCACCAACAUGAGGGCUCAUAAUGACACCUGGUUUGCGGAUUACUUGCUAAGGGUAGGGAAUGGCACUGAGGAAGUUGACGAUCAAGGAAACAUACGACUCCCUGAAGAUAUUUGUGUGCCAUCUACAGGCGAGGGUGACGACCUAGAGAAGCUGAUUAACCAUGUGUUUCUGACACUAGAUGACAACAUGUCCGAUCCGAAUUACAUGACUUCACGCGCAAUCCUCUCCACCACAAACGACAACGUCGACAAGAUAAACAUACGCAUGGUAGAGCGUUUUCGGGGAGAAGAAGUAAUCUACCAUAGCUUUGACAGUGCAGAAGACGAACCAUAUGGCUACUACGCUCCCGAGUUCCUGAAUGGGUUGACUCCCAACGGUCUGCCUCCGCAUGCACUCAAACUGAAGCUCAAAUGCCCUGUCAUACUUCUGAGGAACAUUGAUCCAGCUAAUGGUCUGUGUAACGGGACGAGGCUUGUGGUCCGAGGUUUCGAGAGGAACGCCAUCGACGCAGAAAUCGUGAUCGGACAACACGCAGGUAGGAGGGUAUUCCUUCCUCGAAUACCCCUAUCCCCGUCUGACAAUGACAUGUUUCCCUUCAAGUUCAAGAGGAAGCAAUUUCCUGUAAGGCUUAGCUUUGCUAUGACGAUUAACAAGGCUCAAGGACAGACGAUUCCGAUUGUUGGCGUGUACCUACCUAAUCCGGUGUUCUCUCAUGGUCAACUCUAUGUCGCGUUGUCUCGAGCCACCGCGAAGAGGAACAUAAAGAUCCUCAUUGAGAAGGAGAAGGAGAAGGAUAAUGGCAAGAAGCAAAGUGGUAAAUCAAAGAAGCGAAAAAGACCUUCCUUGUCCUUACAAACCUCGAUGAAGAACAUCGUCUAUAAGGAAGUCCUUACAGGCUGA
Molecule: messenger RNA, 921 nt
Organism: Aegilops tauschii subsp. strangulata
Lineage: Eukaryota; Viridiplantae; Streptophyta; Magnoliopsida; Poales; Poaceae
Source: RefSeq, a predicted model, not a curated record